CCGAAAGUGUUUGCGCCGAAAUUACGAAUGUCCCGGCUAUGGACUAAUUCUGCGCUGGAAGCAAGCCAUCCCCAGUAGAGGGAGACUGGCAGGAGAUGGACCGGUUGCGGGCGAUCCCAGAGACCCAGACCGGACCCUACGUGAGGUGGUGUGUCUGACACCAGUAGACCGUGGACCAAGCUCCCCACUGGAUAAUGUCUCUGGUCCAUUGCUGCAUCAUUUCAACCAAAACAUUGCGACGAAGCUUGCCUGGGUGGACGGCCCAGAAAACCCGUGGCGACAGAUUAUACUCCCCCUGUCCCAUGCCUCGCCGAUCGUGCGCUACUCCUUGCUGGCCAUGUCGUCGGAGGAUCUCACACAUAAAUAUACCAUCGACCGGCCGUACUUCCAUCAACUGAAAGCGCAGUCGCUGUAUUACCGGGACAAAGUCUUAUCCCUCUUACCACAACAUCUAGAACGUCUUUUGAAAGCCCCCGUGUCGUUUGAUUGUGCGAAUCAGGCACGGUUCGCUCUGGCAACAGUCCUCCUUCUCUACAACCUCGAGCUCUAUGCGGCCAAGGCCACGCAACGGCGACUACACAUCCAGGGGGCUCGAGCAAUCAUACAAUGGAAGCUUCAGGCGAUCGGACGUCACCUACCCCCCGACGUCGCCGAUAAUUUUCUCCGUUAUGAGUACUACUUCACCGCCGUCUUCAACGGCUUGACCACGUUUGAUGCCACCUACGAUGUCAUUGACGAUAUCCCAAUUCACGACAAAAUUGCCGUUUUUGGUGACUUUGUCCGGAUCAUGCACUCUGUAACCCGAGCGGAGCGACGUAAGUUUAGUGGUAGCUCCGAUAUCGAAACGACACGGGUGGAAGAUAUCGUGGACGAAAUUGAAACGGCGAGAGGUCGAGCGCUCCAGCUGAAUCAGAUCAUGCGGUUUCAAUAUCCCGACGCGCGACACGAUUUCGAACACUUGACACACAUGUAUUACCAUGCGAGUUUAAUCUACAGCCACCGUGUGCUCUCUGACUUCGGUUCGUCCAACGACCUCAUUCGGGCUUCUCGAGACGCGAUUCUCGAACACUUAUCGCACCUCAUGGAGCGGGCAUAUUUCGCGCACGACCUGGUCUGGCCACUGUUCGUCUGUGGGACGGAAUGUCGUUCCCCGGAUCAGCAAGACGCCAUCGAACGGGCGCUUUUGGGGGUGAUUCGUCUCAGCGGCAGCCUGGAACGACGGCGAGUUUUGUCCUUUUUAAGGAUGUUUUGGCGGCUGGAGGGCGACGAUCGGCCGGCGAAUUGGAUUGCAGUGGCCAGGAGUCGCGCGGCCGACUGUAGCUUUGUGAUUAUCUGACACGCGAAUACUACCUGCCCCUCACGCCGCCAAUCUUUCUGCCUGGGGAAUUCCCAUCCUGGACGGCCUCUUCCGAGAUAAGAUUGGCGCCUACCAGUUUACGUAGGCGGUGACCCGCUUAGUGGGGUGGUGGCAGUGUAAGGUUGCCACUCGGCGUUAGUCUAAAGUCUGUUGGUGCCACCCGGUUUCCUUUUCCAGUUUAGGGCAAUAUCCUACAGACAUUCUGGGGAAAAGGAGAUUCGUAUUCCGGCCGAAGGGCCAAUCAGUGUCGCCCUUCAUGGCCACCCUGGUCCAUUAGUCACCACGGCGAUUUAUCUCCUGCAAUCGGAC
Aspergillus pseudonomiae is the source of this 1666-nucleotide messenger RNA. Its product is annotated as transcription factor domain-containing protein. Gene Ontology annotation, molecular function: DNA-binding transcription factor activity; transcription cis-regulatory region binding. The coding region runs from base 338 to 1336 and encodes 332 amino acids. Gene Ontology annotation, biological process: positive regulation of transcription by RNA polymerase II. The record is from RefSeq and is a predicted model, not a curated record. NCBI's taxonomy places the organism in Eukaryota, Fungi, Ascomycota, Eurotiomycetes, Eurotiales, Aspergillaceae. Gene Ontology annotation, cellular component: nucleus. The transcript has a single exon.